AACGACCCUCAGCUCAGCCUGGUGUCAGCCAUGAUCAAAAACUUGAGGGAGCAGGGCGUUACAUUCCCUGCUGUGGGGUCACAGGCUGCUGAACAAGCUAAAGCCAGCCCAGCAUUAGUGGCCAAAGAUCCUUCCACCACAACAAACAGAAAAGAAGAGGACGACCUUGCUAAAGCCAUUGAGCUUUCUCUGAAGGAGCAGAGGCUGCACCCUCAGACGUCCCUCUCCGGCCUCUACCCCAGCGCCAGCAGCCUGCUCGCCACCAACAAGCCCGAGGGACGCAAGGUGCGCGCCAUCUACGACUUUGAGGCGGCCGAGGACAACGAGCUCACCUUCAAAUCUGGAGAGAUCAUCACCAUUCUGGAUGACAGUGACCCCAACUGGUGGAAGGGUGAGACGUACCAGGGAGUGGGCCUGUUUCCCUCCAACUUUGUGACCGCAGACCUGACGGCAGAGCCUGAAAUGAUGAAGACUGAGAAGAAGACGGUCCAGUUCAGCGAGGACAUCCAAGUAGAGACCAUCGAACCGGAGCCAGAACCAGUCUACAUUGAUGAGGAGAAGAUGGACCAGUUGUUGCAGAUGAUCCAGAGUGCAGACCCAACAGAUAACCAGUCGGACCCUGUGGAGCUUCUGCAGCUGGAGGGUGCCUGUAACCAGAUGGGGCCACUCUGUGAUCAGAAACUGGAGGACAUUGACAGGAAGCACUCCGAGCUGUCUGACCUGAACGUGAAGGUGAUGGAAGCGCUGUCCAUGUAUGCCAAGCUCAUGAAUGAGGACCCAGUGUACGCCAUGUACGCUAAACUCCAGACCCAACAGUACUACAUGCAGCAGCCGCCAGCUAAUGCUUCCCAACAGGUGUACCCAGGCCAGACGCCAGGAGGUUCAUAUGCGGUGCAGGGCUACAGUGUGCCCCUGGAGCAGCACCCCUCCCAGCACCAAGCAGGAGGUCCCAUGCCAGGCCCGCCCAACCCCAGUGACGUGCACAUGUACAUGGCCCAGCCUGCCGUCUAUGGCCCUAACCCAGGCAACAUGGUUCCAGGUGACGUUCCCCCCUAUCAGAACCCCUCCAGCGUCCCAGCCGGAAUGGGCCCGCCCCCUAGCUACGCCCAGAGCCUUCAAGCCCCUUCUGACGGCCAGCAGGCCCCUUACCCGGCUGACAAAGCCUUGCUAUAGAGGCUGGCACAGACUGAGACCAACCAGUCCCCUCUCCAAAUUUCUAUCCUGCAAAUGCGCACACACACGUACAUACAGUCAUGCAGAUUCCCCCGGCCCGAUUAUGUACAUAAAUUGACUUACAAAUUCUUUCAGAACAGAAACACUAACUCUUACUGCAACGUACACAUACAUAUGUACACACUCUUGCAAAAUUGACACACCCACCCAGUCCAAAUAUGUAGGUGUUUACCACUGAUUGUGUUGACAGUCAGUGGUGAAGAGGCAACGAGUUUCUUUUUUUUUCUUUUUUUUUUUAAGACGGAACAUUGUCAUUUCAUGUGACGCAUCUAUCAUUUUUAGAAACACUAAAGACUGGAAUCCACGUGGAGGAAGCCUGAGUGGACAGUGCCAGGGGAAGGAAAAGGAAGAAGCAUGCAUACUUUUGUACAUACAGUACCACAGUACCGUCUGCCUGCACUGGUCGCCGUAGCAUCGUGUUUUGUCAUUGCAGCUCCCUGAUUGGACAGCAGGGGCCCCUCCCUCAGUGUCCUCAUAACUCAUUGAAGUCCUCAUAACGUACGCUGCCUCUGAGGACCUGUGGGAGGAGAAGAACACACACACACACACACACACACACACACACACACACACACACACACAGCUACAGGUCCUAGCUGGGUGUUAUGGUCAACCUCCCCAGAUGUCUUUAGGUGUCUGAUUUGCUCAGUGUUACCAUGCAUUAUUUUGUAGCGUGACUUUUAAUUUAUAUAUUUUUUGAUUGUUGUUAUUACUAUUUUUAAUGCACAUGCGUGUGAAGAAGAGGAAACACAAAAGGACAGAAAUAUUCUACCUGAUGUAUAUUUAAGAGGCUUGGGACUCCCAUUUUAGAUUGAUUCUGUAGAUUCAGAACGGCUGCCUGCUCUGAGACCCGGAGUGCCACACUGCACGCCAGGUAACGAUUUAUUACUGUAUGUCCAUGCACUUUUGGUUUUACCCUGACAUCUCAGAAUGUUUCAGUUUCAACACUAAAGACCACACACCCCUGACUGAAUACUGAAAAUCCACAGAAAAUCCGCCGAUCUCAAGCAAAGCUAAGUUUAAAACUCUACUGAAGAUGCACUCCUUUUAAGCAUUUCAAGCGAUGGGUUGAUCUCUCGAUUUGAGUUGAUUGAUUGAUUGAUUGACUGACUGACUGACUGACUGACUGACUGACUGACUGCUUAUUCUUUUGAAGACAUGAUAUGAAGAUGGCCAUCUUUUAAUUUACUGGAAAGACGGAUGGCCCCUCUGCAUACUCCCAGGCCAGUUUCUCUUGUGCUGGAUUAUCAGAUCAGGUUGUUGUCUAAAUGGGCUUGCUGUAAUCUGAGUGGGGAUAGAGUGGUGCUCUCUGAUCUUCUCACGGGGUUUCCUCCGAUGGUUUUCUCUUACCUAGAGUGGCCCUCCUGCUUUUGUCCCCCCCCCCUAAGAUGAAGUGUGUAAGAUAUAAAACAUGUUUUUGGAAAACUGUCUACCCUGGGACCACAAGCCAGUCUUAAAUAAGCACUCCUUUUUUGCACAUGGUGUUGGGAGGUCGAUGUCCCAGAUCUAAACUUUGUCCACAGGGAAACGUGACUUUGUUUUUAUGUUUUGACUCAAAAGAAAAAAGGGGGGUUCUUGUGUCAGUUCUGCAGUUAUGUUCCAAUGUAGCCAGCUGUUUGUAUGUACAAUUUUAAUCAUCUUAACUAUGAUUAGUAUUCACAAUAAAACUAGGCCAAUGUA
This is a messenger RNA of Clupea harengus (Atlantic herring), 2913 nucleotides long. RefSeq names its product signal transducing adaptor molecule (SH3 domain and ITAM motif) 1 (gene stam). Gene Ontology annotation, cellular component: ESCRT-0 complex. Gene Ontology annotation, biological process: protein transport to vacuole involved in ubiquitin-dependent protein catabolic process via the multivesicular body sorting pathway. Bases 31 to 1173 code for a protein of 380 amino acids. The record is from RefSeq and is a predicted model, not a curated record. The transcript is spliced from 10 exons. Gene Ontology annotation, molecular function: phosphatidylinositol binding; ubiquitin binding. NCBI's taxonomy places the organism in Eukaryota, Metazoa, Chordata, Actinopteri, Clupeiformes, Clupeidae.